This is a messenger RNA of Gordionus sp. m RMFG-2023, 3212 nucleotides long. RefSeq names its product ubiquitin carboxyl-terminal hydrolase 45-like. Gene Ontology annotation, molecular function: cysteine-type deubiquitinase activity. Bases 6 to 2714 code for a protein of 902 amino acids. Gene Ontology annotation, biological process: protein deubiquitination. NCBI's taxonomy places the organism in Eukaryota, Metazoa, Nematomorpha, Gordioida, Chordodea, Parachordodidae. The transcript has 11 exons. The record is from RefSeq and is a predicted model, not a curated record.
UGAAUAUGACAAAAAAAUACAAAAAAUAUAAUAUCAAUGUCAAUAAGAAUAUAAAUUGUUGUCAUUAUCUUAAAUCUAUAAAUUUAGAAAAUUUUACUAAUCAUUUAAAAAAAUUUGAUUAUAACAGUAUUUUAUGUGAGCAUUGCAAAUUAGACUCCAACAUAAAUUAUUGUAUGUCAUGUGGUAGUUGUGUUUGUUUUGAUCAUUUAUAUCAACAUUCUUCCAAUCAUCUAGAAAUAAAAACAUUUCUGCAUUAUUUGUUCUUGCAUAUUAUAAAGAAUAAAGAUAAUAAUAAAUCAAUAAUAUCUUAUCAAGUUUAUUGUAUUAAAUGUAAGAAAUAUUUAGCUUCUAGAAACUCUGAUGCAUUUUAUUUGGCCAUCACAGAAAUUGUCAAUUUUGAUCACAAUAAAAUUGUACAGGAAAACAAUUCUGGAAUUUUAUUAAUGCAUAGGAACAAUAUAAAUAAAGUUGGUACCACUACACAUCUAAGGGGAUUGCAGAAUUUAGGCAAUACUUGUUUUUUUAAUUCAAUUAUGCAAACAAUGACACACACAGUUUUGUUUUGUGAAGCUCUCAAAUUUUAUGACAAUAAAAAUUUAAAUGAGGAACAAGAAAAUAUUAUAAACAAUAUACACAAAAAUAAUAUUUCAAAUGGAAAACACAAUUUAGUAGAAUAUUUACUUAAAAAGGAACAAAUAGUAAAUGGGGAAGCUAAAAAUAUAUUAAAAUUGGCAAAUUCAGUUAGUGAAUGUGAAAUCCCAUUGAUAUCUUCAACCAAUAAAUUUCUUAAAAAUAUGUCAUCAAUAACAAUAGAUAAGGCUCAAUCACAGUUAAAAACUAUUAAUCCAAAUGAACUUAUCAAUGCCUUUUAUAGAAAAUAUCCAUUUUUCGAAAGAGGAGCCCAGCAAGAUAGUCACGAGUUUCUUCUCUUAUUUCUCGAUUCUAUUAGAGAAGAAGAGAUUUUGCUAUUUAAAAUGAUUCUCAAUAAAUUAAAAUUAGAUAAAGAAAAAAUCAAUCAACUAUUAGGUGCUUCUAACAUUGUAUAUUCCUCAGUUAAUCAUAUAUUUGGUGGAAAAUUUUUAUCUACAUUGAAAUGCGAAAAUUGCCACAAAAUAAAUAAUGUGAUUGAACCAUUUUUAGAUGUAUCUCUCUCCAUCCCAAACAUAGACGAUGACAAACACGAUAAUAAUGUUAAAACAAGAAAUAAGAAAUUUUUAAAUGAAAACAAAGUUCAGAAAAAAACAAAUGUUACCUGUCCUAAAGGAGAUUCAACUAAAUUGUUAGCUGAUCAAAAUCUGGAUACUAGCGACUCUAAUCUUAGCAAACACCAAUUAAAGAAAUUGAGAAAACUCAAGAAAGUCAAAUGCAAUAACUCGCGAAAAAACCGCAGAAAGAGUGAAAAUGAAGAUAUUUCCACAGAUACGAAAUUCCUGAUUAAUGAAUCCGAAGUACAAGAAAUAAAAAUGUUGAAUGACGAUGUCAAUUUAAAUAAUGAUGCUUAUAAAUUUCUUUCCCCUCAAUCGUCGAUUGCCUAUAAAGAAUCAAUAACUCCCGAUUCAAAACCUUAUAUCAUGAGCUGUGAAAAUUUGAAGGAAAAUCUGAUUGGCGAAAAUAGCGACCGCCAUGAUGUUAUCAUUAAAGAUACCAUUCAGGUCAAUGUAGAAAGUCAAAUUAGCGAUGUUUUAGCUUCCUUAAACAUUAAAGAUAACGAUCAUCCUAAAAUAAAUGAUGUUAAUAAGCAAGAAUUUUUAUCAAACGUUGAAAAUAGUGGAAGUUCUGAUGAAGAUCUUCAUAAGAAUGAUAACCAAGAUAGUGAUGUCAUAAAAAAAUCCGAAAUAAAUUACAAUAAUUUUAAAAUUCUUGAUCGAAAUGUUAAAGAAACCUCAGUUGAUAGUAUAGCUUAUAAUGGACCACCUGUUGAGAAUCAGUAUUUAAAUACUGAUAAAGAUAAUGCUGAAAAUGAGAAAACACAGUGCGAGAUUAAAAAAGAAAUGUCAGCAGAUAGUAAACUUUGUAAUGGACAACCUGUUGAGAACCAGUGCUUAAAUAUUGAUAAAGAUAAUGCUGAAUAUGAAAAAUCACAGUACGAGAUUAAUAAAGAAAUUAAUGAUUGUAGUAAAAUCGAGGAUGUCAAACUAUAUGAAAUCUCUAUAUGUAACGAAAAUGAAGAUAAAACAUACAAUAAACAUGGGCUUUACAAGCUAUUUGAUGAGUUUGUUAAGACGGAAAUAGUUAAUUUACCCCUUUGUGAACAUUGCAAAGCCCAAGAUGUAACUAUUUGUAAAAAUAUGGCUAUAUUGUUGCCCAGUCCACGAAUUUUGAUGUUGCAUUUAAAAAGAUUCAUGCAAAAAAAAACGAAAUACUUUACGAAGAACAACAUAGAAAUAUCUUUUCCACAAUUACUUGAUCUAGCACCUUAUUGUGUCUCAGCUCAAAAUAAAAACACAAUCAAAAGCUUAGAAAAUCAAAAUACAUCAAAUGAACCAAAUACAUAUUCACUUUAUGCUGUAGUUUGUCACUCGGGUUCACUUAAAGGUGGGCAUUAUUACUGUUACGUUCAAGAUAAAACUUAUGAAAAUGACACUGAUAAUAAUAAUACAAAUACAUAUUGCUAUAUAAGUGAUUCUUUUGUAAAACGAAAAGUUAAAUUUGAACAAAUACCCAAAUCAGAUGCUUAUCUAUUGUUUUACCAACAAAUCUUGUUACCACCUUAGGUAAAUUAAUCAAGUUAGAAUAACAUACAAAUCAAUACCUUCCCUAUAAUAAUGAUAUAAUAAACUUAUUUGAUUGAAAUUGGAGCAUAUUUGUGUAUUAUAUAAAUAUCUCAUACCUUUUCAAGAAAACACACUAUGCAAUUUUAUUUUACAUUAUUAACAAUUGUAUUAUUAAUAUUUAUAUCAUAUAUAUUAUUGUUACUUAUAGCAAAUAAAUACCAGUGAAUAAGAUUAUUAUAUUGUCAUUUUUAAAAUUUUGGUAAUAGGGGUUGAAUCACUAAUCACAUUAUAAAAAUAUAAAAUUAAUUUAUAUAUUUUAACAGACAUGGUUGCCACUUGCCAGCCCCCACAGUGGUAAAUUUUACAAUUUUUUCUUUAUCAUGCACAGAACACUAGUGCAAGUCAUUUAAAAUUUCUCUCUUUAACAUGAUUAAAUGGUAAAUAAUAAUUUUUAAAAACAUUAAUUGCUUAAUUUUUUAAAUUAUAAUGAUAAGUAUU